Molecule: messenger RNA, 819 nt
Organism: Odobenus rosmarus divergens (Pacific walrus)
Lineage: Eukaryota; Metazoa; Chordata; Mammalia; Carnivora; Odobenidae
Gene: TNFRSF13B
Product: tumor necrosis factor receptor superfamily, member 13B
Exons: 4
Coding region: 1-819 (272 amino acids)
Cellular component (GO): plasma membrane
Source: RefSeq, a predicted model, not a curated record
AUGGCCAUGGAGCCCUGCCCUGAAGAACAGUACUGGGAUCCCCUGCUGAACGUCUGCCUCUCCUGCAAACCCAUUUGCAGCCAUCAGAUUCCACGCACCUGCACAGCAUUCUGCAAGGCACUCAGUUGCCGCAAAGAGCAAGGCAGGUACUAUGAUCAGCUCCUGAGGGAUUGCAUCAGCUGUGCCUCCAUCUGUGGACGUCACCCCAAGCAAUGCACAUACUUCUGUGAGAACAAGUUCAGGAGCCAUGUGAACCUCCCACCAGAGCUCAAGAGACAGCGGGCUGGGGUCGCUGAAACCAGGUCAGACGACCUGGGAAGGUACCAGGGAACAGAGCACAGAGGCUCGGAGACAGGCCCAGGGCCUCACGUCUGUUUUGGGGCGCCCCCAGGGCUGAAGCUGAGCGCCGACCAGUUGGCCCUGGUCUACAGCACGCUGGGGCUCUGCCUCUGCGCAAUAAUCUGCUGCUUCCUCCUGGCCGUUGCCUGCUUCCUCAAGAGGAGAGGGGACCCAUUCUCCUGCCAGCCCUCCGCAGCACCAUGUCGGACCCAGGCCAAGUCUUCCAAGGAUCACUGGAUGGAGGCUGGAAGCGCCGCGGGCACGCCACCAGAGCCGGUGGAGACGUGCAGCUUCUGCUUCCCGGAGCGCAGGCAGCCCACCCAGGAGAGCGCGGGCGCGCCCGGGACCCCCGACGCCGCGCUUUCGGGGAGGUGGGGGCGCCUCGGCCGGACGGCGACCGCACAGCCCUGCGCCCGCGCCCCCGACGGCGGCCUUGAGGUCCUGUGCGCGCCCGCCGAGGAGGGCGGCCCCGCCGCGUGA